GGGGUUUUUCGCCAAUAAUGCAUUGGCAGUUAUUAUUGAUCAUGAUGAUGGUGGUGGCCAAAUUAAUAUUGGCAAACAACAAUACUGUUGAUCAAGAAGAAUUUGAACAACCAAUAUUAACACUUACAAAUGCUAUCAAUAAAAUCGAUUGUGGUCAACAUUAUCUAAAUGAAACUGUUGGUAUAUCAACUAUUGGUUUCGAUGUUUAUCAAAUUAUUUAUAAUCAUUCUGCAAACAAUCUUUGGAUUAUUGUCUAUCCAAAUCGAUCAGCCGAUCUAUCAACAAAUUAUAAUCAUCAUCAUCAAUCAUUAUGGUCACUAAAUCUUAUCGAUGGUUAUCUAUUUAUUUUUAAAGAAUUCACAACAAAUAGAUUGGAACGAAUGUUAAUGGAACAAUUCAAAUGGAAAGAACAAAAAGAAAUCGAACAAAAACCAGAAAUUCGAAUCAUAAUGGGUUAUACAAAAAUGACUGGCUAUAUAUUUGAUUCAUAUAUAACAUAUGAUCGUAUUGAAUAUCGAUUCGGUUAUUAUGAAACAAUCGGUGGUUAUAAUGAUGUUAUCAUAAUGAAAAUGAAUCAUACGACAAUUAUAACAUUGAUUUCAUCAAAUUGUGGCCAAUUAUUUCAAUUAUAUUAUGACCAAACGACAUCACAGGUGUCAUUAUAUCGUAGACAAAAAAGACAGAAAUUACAAUUACAAAUAUAUCUGCAUACAUUUUAUUCACGUACAAAACAAGGAUAUUAUUUCAGCCUGAAUAAAGAUGCAUUGAGUGUUGAUAAUAGAAAUUCAUGGUAUGAAAAUCAAGAUAAAUUAUUCAACAAUCAAUGGCAAUAUGGAUUCACUAUGGACAGUGUAGUGAUUGAAAAAAAUGAAAGUGAAAAAAUUUUAUUUCUUGUAUCCAGUGAUAAAAUAUUGGCUGUAAAUGAAUUAUUAUUAUUUGAUUUAAAAGGUGAAAAAAUGUACAACAUUCAUUUGAUGAAAUUCAAUGAUUAUUUUCAUUGUAUAUGGUCGAAAAUUAUGGAUAUAAAUCAUGUAAUGAAUCGAACAAAUCGAAUGGGUGAAUAUCUCAAAAUUAUCAUCUUUAUAUUAACAUUAAUCAUUUUAUUGGCUGUUAUGAUAAGCAUAUUGAUUGCUUUAUAUAAUUAUCGACGAUCAUUAGAUCAGACAACAACAACAACAACUAUCGAUUAUUAUCCAAAUAAAUAUCGAUUAUCGGAAACAAUUUCUUUGAAAACAAUCGAUACUAUCGAUACAUUUGUUGAUAGAAGUAAAAUGAAAAAUAAUCAUCAUCAUCAGAAAAUUAAACAACAACAACGACAACCAAUAAAAUGUGGUAUCAAUUAUCUACAGAAAACAAUUGGUUUAUCAAUAACUGGUGGUUAUUUAUAUCAAUUUUUAUAUAUAAAUCAAACAAUAAAGAUUAUCAUCUAUGAUCCAUAUAAAUCAAUUUUAAUUGACAAGAAAAAUAAUAAUAAUUAUCAAUUGAAUCUAAUUGAUGGACAAUUAAUGACAAAUGGAAUCGAUGACAUUAUUAAUGAUCAUACAAAUGUGGUAAAGAAAUUGAUAGGAAUAUUUCAAACGGAUGAACGUAUUGAAAAAAAGAUGAUUAAAAUUAUUAAUGAUGAUGAUCAUGAUGAUCAUCUUAAUCAAACAAUAAUGAGUAUAUCAAUGUCCAUUAAUGAUAAUGGAAAUAUACGUAUAUAUUGUCUUAAAACCUAUAAUGGUUAUCGUUAUCUGAUUGGUGAUUAUGGCCAAGAAAUUGAUUCGGAUAAUGUUAAAAUAUUUUUUGGUGAAUACAUACAUCGGCCAAAUGUUAUGGGCACUGUUUCGGUCGGUAAUAAUGGUAUUAUUAUAUAUUUUUAUAAUCAAAAAUCAUUUAGUUUGAAUAUUGCAAAAUUAACAACAAAACAUUAUGGUGUUUCUGGUAUAUAUGAUUGGACUAAAAUACUUUACAUUGAUCCAGAAAAUCAUCAAAAAUUUAUUGUUUUUAAUGGUUUUGCUUCGAGAUCAAAACAACAGCAUAAUUAUGAAUUUAAUCAUCAUUUAUUAAAUAAUAGUGUAUUUACAUUUGCCAUUAUAUUAAUACUUGGACCAUUAAUGAUAAUUAUAUUGAUUGCUUGUUAUCGUAAUUGGAAAUUUUGUUAUUUACAUUCAAAAUUAUCACAACGAAUACGACGAUUAUCACAGCGAAAAUCAUGGCGAAUAUAUUGUGAUUAUCAAGAUCGACAACAAGAAUCUACAAGUAGAAGAUUAUCAACAUUGGAUCAAUUGAAAUUUUUGAAUAUUAAUUAUGAAAAUAAAACACAUAUUACAAUUGUUGCUAUCGUUUAUCGAUUGAAACAAGUUAACGAAGAUUCAGCUAACAACAAUACGACCGAUAGAUUAGAAUUUAUUGCCAAUCUUUAUGCAGAUAUUGAUGAUGAUAAUAAAAAUCCUGGUGAUGAUCUAGUUAUUGACGAAAAAGACAACAAUAAUAAUAAACAUUAUCGAUUAAUAUCGAUUAUUAAACCAAUACCAAUGACAAUGGAACAAAUAAAACGUAUGAAUGAAAUGAUAAAACGUUUAUUCAAUGAAAUGUUUACAUAUGCAAAAGAAUUAGGAUGGUCACCAUUAUCGAAUGAUGCAGAUGAUUUUAUUCCAAGUGGUCAAAAAUAUUUAAACAAUACAAUCGGUAUAUCAAUGACCAGUAAUGGUAAUGAUGGUGAUGGUGAUAAUGUUUAUCAUCAUCAUGAAAUUAAUCAUACAAUUAGCCUAAAUAAUGGCUAUCUAUUUCGUUUACAGCGUAUGGAUAAUAAAUUGCUUUAUGAAUCACCAAAUUCAUGGCAGAUUGCAAAAAUAAAACCUAAAUUACCGACGACGAUUACUAAGGAUGAUGUAAAGAUCAAAAAGAAUCCAAUUGAAACAUAUAUACAAACAAUGACACAAUACAUAGACAUACAAAUAGAUUACCAUUCACAAUCAUCAUCAUCAUCAUCAAAACAAUAA
This is a messenger RNA of Dermatophagoides farinae (American house dust mite), 2984 nucleotides long. The record is from RefSeq and is a predicted model, not a curated record. Lineage: Eukaryota; Metazoa; Arthropoda; Arachnida; Sarcoptiformes; Pyroglyphidae.